Messenger RNA from Amaranthus tricolor (Joseph's coat), 4119 nucleotides. RefSeq lists its product as uncharacterized. The transcript has 8 exons. Bases 124 to 4050 code for a protein of 1308 amino acids. NCBI's taxonomy places the organism in Eukaryota, Viridiplantae, Streptophyta, Magnoliopsida, Caryophyllales, Amaranthaceae. The record is from RefSeq and is a predicted model, not a curated record.
UGACUAAAACAGGGGUAGUGGUAUCCUGUUAUUUAUGCAAUUGAGAUUGAAGAGGAGGCUUUACAAUUAUUAGAUCAAACCCACUCUUUAUUUCUCUUCUUUUUGCUGGAAAAAUAUACUCCUAUGGCUACUCAAUCACUUGACAUUCUAGAGAAACAUUGGUCACGUGUAAGGAGAGAAGAGGGGACCGAGGCUUCCCGAUUGUAUCCGGACGGCUACUUGGAAUUGAGGGAGGAUCCAGCGGCGUGGAUUCAACAUUAUCCCCAAGAUCGUCUUCAGCUAGUGCGAAGAUUGAAGUUGGAUUAUUUAUUUGUUAAAGACGAUGCGCAGGAGAUCGGAGAUUCCAUUGGAGAGCUGAAACAUCUCACCCACUUUUCUAUUAUAUCGGCUAGAUACCUCAAGUGUCUCCCUAACGUUAUCACAAGGCUGCACAAUUUGCAAGUUUUGAAUAUUUAUUGUUGUGCUAAUCUUCAAAUAUUACCAGCAAGUUUGGGUGAGUUGCAUAACCUUACACAUCUCUCUCUUUCUGAUUGUGUGAAUCUCCAAAAAUUACCAGCAAGUUUGGGUGAGUUGCAUAACCUUACACAUCUCUCUCUUUCUGAAUGUGUGAAUCUCCAAAAAUUACCAGCAAGUUUGGGUGAGUUGCAUAACCUUACACAUCUCUCUUUUACAUUCUGUAUUAAUCUCCAAAAAUUACCAGCAAGUUUGGGUGAGUUGCAUAACCUUACACAUCUCUCUCUUUCUAAUUGUGUGAAUCUCCAAAAAUUACCAGCAAGUUUGGGUGAGUUGCAUAACCUUACACAUCUAUCUCUUUCUAAUUGUGUGAAUCUCCAAAAAUUACCAGCAAGUUUGGGUGAGUUGGAUAACCUUACACAUCUCUCUCUUACAUUCUGUACUAAUCUCCAAAAAUUACCAGCAAGUUUGGGUGAGUUGGAUAACCUUACACAUCUCUCUCUUACAUUCUGUACUAAUCUCCAAAAAUUACCAGCAAGUUUGGGUGAGUUGCAUAACCUUACACAUCUCUCUCUUUCUGAAUGUGUGAAUCUCCAAAAAUUACCAGCAAGUUUGGGUGAGUUGCAUAACCUUACACAUUUCACUCUUUGUUAUUGUGAUUCUAUCAAGUCCAUUCCUAAUAUGAAAGUGGAGACUCUUUAUUUUAAAUCUUUGGAAGAAAAUCACUUUCCUAGCUUUGGAAAACUAAGCAACCAAACAUCAAUCCUUGGACUUUCUCAAAUUCCCAUAAAUUCGGAUGGUAUGUCUCGACUAUUAUUUCUUGACCUUCAGAAUUCACAAAUCAAGCACUUCUCUGUUCUCGGGAACAUCAAAACUUUGCCCAAAUUGCAAAUACUGUUCCUGCCUGAGUGUUUCAGACUUGAAACAUUGCCAUUUGAUUUGAAUGAUUCUCUCAUCAUUUCAAUUGAUAAAACACAAUCACGCAAAACCUGGAAAGAACUGAAGACAGAGAUGAUGUGCUCAUUCUCUGAUCCACUUACUGGAUCUCAGAAUCCCUUCAAUAUAUCUCCUGAUGAAUGCCUAUUGCUGAAUGAAGCUUCAAUGCUAUUGAAUCGUAACUUUUAUAAAUCAGUGCGAUUGCUGGACUUGUCAAUAUGCGAAGAUGAUGCUGAGAAGUUAAAUUCCAUAAAAGAGCUGUCACAGCUCACUCACCUCUAUAUCAAAGGAAGCAACAUUGAUCUCAAGUAUCUUCCUAACACAAUCACAAGACUCAGACAUCUCUCCCUCCAAGAUUGUGACUAUGAGUCCUUUAGUGAUUGCCUGGAUAUGCUAACCAACUUGGAAUCUUUGGAUCUAGAUUUGUAUGGAAAUGAAUUGCCAGAAAACAUAGAUGUUUCAGUUUUAGUCAGCCUUAGAUGUCUCACCCUACGAUAUUGGGAUAUAGAGUCACUCCCUGAUAGAUUGGCAAAGCUUUCUAACUUGACAACUUUAGUUCUCCACCGCUGUUACUUUCUCAAUUCACUGCCACCAGAUAUGAAUCUUGUCAAACUCAAGCUUAUUCAUACCUUUAUCCGCCCACUUCCUACAGGUCUACGCCACCUUGAAAUUAUAUUAUAUGACUCUGAAUGUGAUUUUUUUGAAUAUUAUGAAAAUACUGAUUUCAAGGAAUUGGUCAACUUGGAAACACUCUCAAUAACUUGUAACCGUACAAAGUUCCUGCCUAGCCUAGAAGGACUGUUAAAUUUGCAAGAACUGCAACUUAAAGACUGUUUCAAUCUAAGAAAAAUGCCAAAAAUGGGCAAAUUGAGCAAUGUGUGCACCAUUGAUAUUAGCGGUACGAGAAUCAAGACCCUGCCUGGUUGCAUUACAAAUUUACACAAUUUGAAAUACUUGAUCCUCCCCAAGUGUUUCAAAAAAGAAAGCUUGCCACAUAACUUUAAAAAAGAGCCCGUUGUAACUAUUGAUGACAUACAUGAAGCGUACUACAAGUAUAUGGGCUUCCAUGAUUAUUAUGAAACCUCUAGUGAAGACGACUAUGAGAAAACAUCUUACACUGAGGAGAUAGUCAAUGAAGAGGAUACCACAAUAUCACAAGAGGGUCACAACACUGUGCAGACUCCAUUGCAUCAACUGCAGAAUUUACCUGGUGAUCAGACACCUGUUCUUGGAGCUUCAUCAGAAUCUGGACAAGCGAUUAUCAACGACAAGGUGGCAUCACCAAAGUCCAUAUAUUUAGAUAAUCCCGAAGUCCCUCAGUUUCCUGAAGAUCUAAUGGGUGAAUAUAGCCGCCGUGUGCAAAAUGUUACUUCAGGAAAUGAAGUAAGGAGAGCACAUAUGCCUAACAAUGAAAAUUUGAUUUUACCCCAAACAGAAACAUUGUCUACAUACAAAGGCAUUUCGAUUGAUACUGCUAAUAAAGUUGAAGGACAUCAUUCUCAUGGAAGAAACACUGCAAUAUGCGAAGAUAGCCAGCAUGCACUUCACAGUUUACAAAACCAGCAGACCGAACUCAAUAACAACCAUCAAAGUGAUGAUAAGAAGGUUAAUACACAAAAGAAAGACAUUCCGCGUGAGAAGAUACAAUCACUGAUUUCCUUAAACAUGACGAUUGAAGAGGCUGCAAAUGAUCUUGGUGUUGGAAAGUCUACAUUGAAGCGCAGACUGGAAGACCAUGGCAUAAAGUGGCCACGACGCAACACAAAGAUUUGUAAGGAUGCAAAAACGACAAAAGACGAUGUUGAACCGUCUUCGAGAAAAUGUUCCUCACAGUUCAAUUUGGUGAAUCCUAAUAAUCUAAGAGACCAGAAACUUGAAGUUGGAGUAAACCAACUUGCAGCAUUGCCAAAUAAUGUACCAUUUGAGUCUAAUGUUGUUAAUCACUCAUCCAAUCCCACCUUAACAACAAGAAAAGUAGAAUCGUCCAGUACUCGAUUGAAGAGCACAGCACCGUAUGCUCCAGCGAUUAAUAAGAUGACACUAGAUUGUUUUAAAUAUAUGAAUUACCUUCCGGCAAUCAUGCAACCAUUCCUUGAAGGUUGGUUAAACGUGAAUGCAGAUGGAAAUUGUGGGUUUCGAGUAGUGGCUGAUGCAUUUCAUGGUGGCGAAGAUAAUUGGGCUCAUGCUCGCCGGUCAAUGCACAAUGCGCUUGGUUUAGAUACAAUCUAUAAGAGAUUAUAUGGAGGCGAACAAGAGGUGAGAGAAGCAAUGAAUCGUAUAUUGUGGCAUAAUAAUGUUGAAAGUGCACCACCAGAGCACUGGAUGACGAGUAUCCAAGAUUUGUUUGUCAUUGCCACGUUCUACAAUUGUGUGGUGAUUUAUUUUAGCUUCGGAGCAACAACUGCUUUCCAUACUAUUCUUCCACUAAGAGCUCUCUCAGGCAUACAAAGACCUUAUGGUGAGUUGGCUAUUGCUCAUUGUGGUACUCCUCCGCAUUAUAUUAGAGUGUUCUUGUUGAAAGAUGCGCCGUUGCCACCUGUAGCGAGCUAUUGGCAUAAAAUGUGUGAUCAAAGUGUUAGAGGAUGGGAUGAAAAUUAUGCUGCGCGACUGGUAUUUUGGGAGAAAACUCUCAAUAUCGGGACUCGUAAUGGCCAAAUUUGACUAAGGUUUCUUAAACAUAUAAAAGAUAAAAUAUAUCUACGUGAGACUACGUUAGAUUAUUCAUUUUAA